Homalodisca vitripennis (glassy-winged sharpshooter) is the source of this 2042-nucleotide messenger RNA. RefSeq names its product ATP-dependent RNA helicase HAS1-like. Gene Ontology annotation, cellular component: nucleolus. Gene Ontology annotation, molecular function: ATP binding; nucleic acid binding. The record is from RefSeq and is a predicted model, not a curated record. Gene Ontology annotation, biological process: maturation of LSU-rRNA from tricistronic rRNA transcript (SSU-rRNA, 5.8S rRNA, LSU-rRNA). Bases 126 to 1910 code for a protein of 594 amino acids. NCBI's taxonomy places the organism in Eukaryota, Metazoa, Arthropoda, Insecta, Hemiptera, Cicadellidae. The transcript has 12 exons.
CUGCAAGUGCAAGAUAGUAUCAAUUCAAUUCAAGUAGGCCUCUAGUUGUUAGUUGAUUUGAGGUUGGUUAAUAAGUGGAAAUUCUAUUGUUUGUGGUAGAAGAAAGUUAUCGUAGUUUUAAAACAAUGUUGCUCCAGGAAAGAAUUUUAAUGAGAAAAAUCAGAAGUAGAGAAAAGAAGAAAUUGAAACUACUGAAGUUAAAACAGGAAUUAGCUGAAGAUGCACAUUCCUCAGACCCUGGUGUCAUUGAAUCUCCUAGUGUCUGUUCAAAACAGAUUACAUCUAGUAAUGUCAAUGGAAGUAAAAGAAAAGAAAAACCAGAAGAAACGGAUGAGAAAUGUCUAGACGUGAAAAGGACAAAAAAGAAGAAGAAAUCACAGUCGGAACCAAGUGAGAAUACUGACGGUGGAACUUCAAAUAGUACAAACAAUAAUGAAAGUAAUGAAAUAAAAGACCCAGUUGAAGCUGUUGAUAGUGAUAGACCCGUUCCUAUAAAAUUAGAAACAGGAGCACCAUUUUCAGCCUUAGAUGGUCAUGUAUGUAAGAAAACACUGAGAGCUAUAGAGGAGAUGGGUUUUACUAACAUGACUGACGUUCAGGCUAAGACGAUACCACUACAACUGGCAGGGUACGACGUUGUGGCUUCUGCUAAAGCCGGUUCUGGGAAAACUCUAGCUUUUCUCAUACCUGCUGUUGAGCUCAUGCACACGCUCAAAUUCAAGCAGAGGAAUGGGACUGGAUGUAUUAUAAUCACCCCUACCAGGGAGCUGUGUAUACAAACUUAUGGAGUGUUGAAGGAGUUGCUGAAGUAUCACGCUUUAACAUUUGGCAUGCUCAUGGGAGGUGCGAACAGAGCAACAGAAGCGGACAAGCUAUACUGGGGAUUGAACAUCAUAGUUGCAACUCCUGGUCGCCUGUUGGACCAUCUCCAGAACACUGAAGGCUUUAUGGUCAAAAACCUGUGGAGUCUUAUUAUUGAUGAGGUUGAUGAGAUACUCCAGGUCGGAUUCGAGGAGGACAUCAGAAAAAUCAUCAGUUUACUACCUGACAGGAAACGGCAGUCUGUGAUGUUCAGUGCUACUGCUUCAUUCAAGUGUCAUGCACUGACCACUCUGAUAACUGGCAUGAGAUUUCAGCCUCACAGUGUGGGAGCUGAUGUCAAGUCGGAAACUACGCCAGCUACUGGUGUCACCCAAGGAUACUUGGUUGUCCCCUCGGAGAGGAGAUUCCAUGUGCUUCUUGCCUUCCUCAGGAAGUACAAGAAGAACAAAGUGAUGGUAUUUUUUAACUCCUGCCAGGCUGUUCAGUUCUACCAUGACCUGCUCAACUAUAUCGAUGUCAGGUGUUUGUGUAUUCAUGGCAAGCAAAAGCAAGAAAAGCGAACAAAAACAUUCUUCCAGUUCAGUAACGCAACUGAAGGAAUCCUGCUGGCAACUACCUUGGCAGCAAGAGGAAUCGAUAUCCCAGACGUCGGCUGGAUCCUGCAGUAUGACCCUCCGGAUGAUAUCGCGGAAUAUAUCCACAAAGUGGGAAGAACCGCGAGAGGAGUUGGUGGCACUGGUCGAGCUGUCCUCAUGCUGAGGCCGGAGGAGAUCAAGUAUGUGCGUUAUCUCAAGAAAGCUGGCAUUUCUCUCAACGAGUUGGAUAUCAAUCCUAAGACACCAGUUGUUGACAAUCAGGGACCGAUGGAGUGGCUGAUAGGUAGAAACUUUCAUCUGAGAAAGUUGGCGCAAGAAGCAUUCCAAGCUUAUGUCCGAGCUUACAGAUCUCACCGUCUCAAGCACGUAUUUGAUGCUGAUAAGCUGGAUUUGAAAAAAGUUGCCCAGUCCUUCGGAUUGAUCAGGCCUCCCCCUGUCGAUCUGCAUACGGACCCGAAGCAGAACAUGGUUCCAUACAAGAGAAGAUUUUAAGUGAUUGCCAGAGUAGAUAAGUUUAGUGUUAUUUCAUUUAAACAAUCAUACUGUGAGUUUAUGAUAUAAUUGUUUUAAAUUGUUAAUAUGUACAUUGAAUACCUAUGUUAAAAAUAUAUGUAUUGAUUUUUA